CCUUGUGCUUUGCGUCUGGAGUCCAUCUUCGACGAAAUUAAUAAGUACUUGGCAGACCAUAUGACCUUGCGCAAUCCAUUCCCUAGGUCUAUUGUGUCCAAUUUUGUGUAAACUUUAUUGUUUGUUGCAGCUCUCGCGGAACUCAUCAUCGUCACCCAAAGUGGCAACGCGUCCGAGGAGCCGAAAAUUACUGGGUUGUUGUGCAAAUCGUCAAAGGAGACGCUCCGACCACGUUCGCCGCAUUUUGGAUCUCUCCCUCUCCUUCAGACACCUGGAUCUUUCCGUGCAGCUCGCUCGAGGCACGUUUCCUCUCGGCUUCAUUCCUACAUUUCGAUUUCAGACUGCAGUCACAAUGAGUGCUACAAAAGCGCAGUCUCAGAAGAUUUUUGAGAAGCUCAAGUUGAAGCCCGCAAACAAGAUAUGCUUCGACUGCGGCUCCAAGAACCCGACAUGGUCGUCAGUGCCUUUCGGUAUCUACUUGUGUCUUGACUGCUCAGCCCAUCACCGCAAUCUUGGUGUCCAUAUCUCCUUUGUUCGCUCCACGAACCUCGACCAAUGGCAAUGGGAACAGCUUCGGAUAAUGAAGGUUGGCGGAAAUGAAUCAGCCACCAAGUAUUUCCAAUCGCAUGGAGGAUCCGCGGCUUUAGCUAGCAAGGACGUCAAGGUCAAAUACACCUGCAACGCUGCUGUCAAGUACAAGGAGGAGUUGAAAAGACGGGCUGCGCAGGAUGCUCAACAAUACCCCGAUGAGGUUGUGAUCACAGACGUUCCCGCUGCCACUGCUUCGGACGGAUCGAGUACCCCUGCGGGUGACGCGGACGACGAUUUCUUUUCUUCAUGGGAUAAGCCUUCUAUCAAGCGACCCAGCAACCCACCUUCGCGCACAGCCUCGGACAAGGAGGCUACUUCGCCUGCUCCGACCGCUAUCCGAGCAAGCGCUUCUGUCCGAAAGGCUUCGUCUACAACUACCGCGAAGAAGGGCAGCGUUCUAGGCGCCAAGAAAGCGCCUAAGCUGGGUGCUAAGAAGAUUGGUGGAGCGGAAGCCAUCGAUUUCGAGGAGGCGGAACGAAAGGCCAAGGAGGAGGCAGAGCGCAUUGAGAAACUUGGAUACGACCCCGAAGCAGAACAAGCCGAGGCCGAUGCCAAAGCCAAGACUUCCACUGCUGCCACCGCUAUCGCUUCUCCUACUCCGAUCAGCCCAAGAGCAGGUGGCUUCGGGUCUACCAGCAAAUCUCAUGAACGAAGCGGCAGCGAAGUGGAGCGCCUCGGAAUGGGUAUCGGAAGACUGGGAUUCGGCCAGACUGUUGGCGGCGCAAAGCCUGCUGCUCCCAAGAAGCUGGGAUUCGGUUCUGUUGCUCCUGUCAGAAGCGCUGAAGAUGAGGAGGAACUUGAGCGCACUAGAUCCCGAUUCGGUAGCCAGAAGGGUAUCUCGUCGGACGAGUUCUUCGGACGGGAUCGCUUCGACCCUAAUGCGCAGGCCGAAGCUAAAGAGCGACUCCGCCAGUUUGACGGGGCAACCGCCAUCUCCAGCAACGCUUACUUUGGUCGUCCGGAAGAUGAUUUCGCGACUGGUGAUGACACUUACGGCGAUCUUGAGAGUGCAGCCAAGGAUUUCGUUCGCCGCUUCGGUAUCACGGCUGGUGAUGAUCUCGAAAACUUGACACAGCUUGUAGGUGAAGGUGCUGUCAAAUUGCAGGGAGCUAUCCGCAGCUAUCUCAACAGCUAGAUGCUGCAAAUUGAUUUGUCGAUGUUUUUCUUCUUGUCAGUACAAGCAAGCUGCGCACCAUGCUUGUUUCUACUUCAUUCCCAGCAAGCCUUUUGUUCAUUCAAAUAGUGUUCUUCCCCAUAGUAUCUACUCACUCAUCAAUAUAUCCUUCCUUAGACUGAAAAAUCAUCCAUUGUCC
Messenger RNA from Aspergillus novofumigatus IBT 16806, 1904 nucleotides. Its product is annotated as ADP-ribosylation factor GTPase-activating protein. Lineage: Eukaryota; Fungi; Ascomycota; Eurotiomycetes; Eurotiales; Aspergillaceae. The coding region runs from base 353 to 1726 and encodes 457 amino acids. The transcript has 7 exons. The record is from RefSeq and is a predicted model, not a curated record. Gene Ontology annotation, molecular function: GTPase activator activity. Gene Ontology annotation, biological process: COPI coating of Golgi vesicle.